CGGGGUCGGGGGCGCGCGGCCGAAGCGGACAAGGGACGCGGCGACGGUUGACUGUGGCUGUUGAGAGAGUACAGGACAGUCAGGACCGCGAGAGGCGGCGACAGAGGCAGUAGCUGCACCGGCAGAGGCGGCCGCUGGCAGCAGUUGAGGCGGCGGUCCAACGCGUGCUCUCUGGGCGGGGUGCAGCGGGGGAUGUGCCUGCCCAGGCCGGGCGGAGUCUCUCUGACAGGGCGGGGGAUGCGCAGCGGCCGCUCGCCCGGACCCUGAGGCUGCUGGGCCCACCCUCCCGGAACCGUCCGACCCUCGGUGGCCUCGGCCUCCUCUGCCAUCUCCCGCCCGACCCUGGGGCGGAGGGUGGGAGGCAGCUUCCGCCCAAGAGGAGGGGGCUGCGGUGGCCACCGCGGCGGAGCCCGAGUUAUUUUACCAAGAAAAUGGUUUGCACGACUUUGAACAUAUACUAUCCAUGCUGAUGGGACAGGAUCCAAUAUGAAUAUAAAUGAUGGAGGAAGACGACGCUUUGAAGAUAAUGAACAUACAUUACGGAUCUAUCCUGGGACUAUUUCAGAAGGGACAAUCUACUGUCCUAUUCCUGCCAGAAAAAACUCCACAGCUGCUGAGGUGAUUGAGUCUCUUAUAAACAAACUUCAUCUUGACAAAACAAAAUGUUAUGUUCUAGCGGAGGUAAAGGAAUUUGGUGGAGAAGAAUGGAUUCUCAAUCCAACAGACUGUCCAGUUCAGCGAAUGAUGUUGUGGCCCCGAAUGGCUCUGGAAAAUCGCUUAAGUGGAGAGGACUACCGCUUUCUUCUGAGAGAGAAAAACCUUGAUGGAUCGAUCCAUUAUGGUAGCCUGCAGUCAUGGCUACGGGUAACAGAAGAACGUCGCAGGAUGAUGGAACGGGGUUUUCUUCCACAGCCUCAACAGAAAGACUUUGAUGACUUAUGUAGUUUACCUGAUUUGAAUGAGAAAACUCUCUUAGAAAACCUACGAAAUCGCUUUAAGCAUGAAAAAAUUUAUACCUAUGUUGGCAGUAUUCUAAUAGUUAUUAACCCAUUCAAGUUUCUUCCUAUUUAUAACCCCAAAUAUGUCAAAAUGUAUGAUAACCACCAACUGGGAAAACUUGAGCCCCACAUUUAUGCUGUGGCUGAUGUAGCUUAUCAUGCCAUGCUUCAGCGCAAAAAGAAUCAGUGCAUCGUGAUUUCGGGAGAGAGUGGUUCUGGGAAGACUCAAAGCACAAACUUUCUUAUUCACCACCUUACCGCUCUCAGUCAGAAAGGAUUUGUCAGUGGAGUAGAACAGAUUAUUCUUGGAGCUGGACCAGUACUUGAGGCCUUUGGAAAUGCAAAGACGGCUCAUAAUAACAAUUCAAGUCGUUUUGGGAAGUUUAUUCAAGUAAAUUACCAGGAAACAGGCACUGUACUUGGUGCCUAUGUUGAAAAAUAUCUACUGGAGAAGUCCAGACUCGUUUAUCAAGAGCAUAAUGAACGGAACUAUCAUGUAUUCUAUUACCUCUUGGCAGGAGCAAGUGAAGACGAGAGAUCAGCAUUCCAUCUUAAGCAACCAGAGGAAUAUCAUUAUCUCAAUCAGAUAACAAAGAAACCCCUCAGACAGAGCUGGGAUGAUUAUUGCUAUGACUCUGAGCCGGAUUGCUUCAUGGUGGAAGGAGAGGAUUUGAGACAUGAUUUUGAGCGCCUACAACUUGCCAUGGAAAUGGUAGGAUUUCUUCCCAAGACACGAAGACAGAUUUUCUCUCUUCUCUCAGCCAUACUACAUUUGGGUAAUAUCUGUUAUAAAAAGAAGACAUACCGGGAUGACUCCAUUGAUAUCUGUAAUCCUGAAGUUCUGCCUAUUGUCUCAGAAUUAUUAGAAGUUAAAGAAGAGAUGCUAUUUGAAGCAUUAGUUACAAGGAAGACGGUGACAGUGGGAGAAAAGCUUAUUUUGCCAUACAAGUUGGCAGAGGCUGUGACAGUGAGGAACUCCAUGGCUAAGUCUCUAUAUAGUGCCCUGUUUGACUGGAUAGUUUUUCGAAUUAAUCAUGCACUUCUGAAUAGUAAAGAUUUAGAGCAUAAUACUAAGACAUUGUCCAUUGGUGUUCUUGAUAUUUUUGGGUUUGAAGAUUAUGAAAAUAACAGCUUUGAACAGUUCUGUAUUAAUUUUGCUAAUGAACGUUUACAGCACUACUUUAAUCAGCAUAUCUUUAAAUUGGAACAAGAGGAAUAUAGAACUGAAGGUAUCAGCUGGCACAACAUAGAUUACAUUGAUAAUACCUGCUGUAUAAAUCUUAUUAGCAAAAAACCAACAGGACUGCUUCAUCUUUUGGAUGAAGAAAGCAACUUUCCACAGGCUACAAAUCAAACAUUGCUAGACAAGUUUAAGCAUCAACAUGAAGAUAAUUCUUACAUCGAAUUUCCAGCCGUGAUGGAGCCUGCUUUCAUUAUAAAACAUUAUGCUGGAAAAGUAAAAUAUGGGGUAAAGGAUUUCCGGGAAAAAAAUACAGAUCAUAUGCGCCCAGACAUUGUAGCUCUUCUGAGAAGCAGCAAGAAUGCAUUUAUCUCUGGGAUGAUUGGAAUUGAUCCUGUAGCUGUUUUCCGAUGGGCAAUUCUCCGAGCUUUUUUCAGAGCCAUGGUUGCUUUCAGGGAAGCUGGGAAAAGACACAUUCACAGAAAAGCUGGACAUGAUGAUACAGCGCCAUGUGCAAUUUUGAAAAGUAUGGAUAGUUUUAGCUUUCUCCAACACCCAGUCCACCAGAGGAGCUUAGAGAUUCUGCAGAGAUGCAAGGAAGAGAAGUACAGUAUAACCCGGAAAAAUCCCAGAACACCUCUUUCUGAUCUCCAGGGCAUGAAUGCUCUAAAUGAAAAAAACCAACAUGAUACAUUUGAUAUUGCCUGGAAUGGCAGAACUGGGAUUCGCCAGAGCAGACUAUCAAGUAGCACCUCCUUGCUUGAUAAAGAUGGAAUAUUUGCUAAUUCAACUAGCAGCAAACUCCUGGAGAGAGCCCAUGGAAUUCUCACGAGAAACAAAAAUUUCAAACCCAAGCCUGCCCUUCCAAAGCACUUGCUAGAAGUAAAUUCUUUAAAGCACCUGACAAGACUGACACUACAAGAUCGCAUUACCAAGUCUCUUCUUCAUUUACACAAGAAGAAAAAACCUCCCAGCAUCAGUGCCCAGUUUCAGACAUCAUUAAGCAAGCUAAUGGAAACACUUGGUCAAGCAGAACCAUAUUUUGUAAAAUGCAUCCGCUCUAAUGCUGAAAAGCUGCCCUUAAGGUUCAAUGAUGCCUUGGUACUUAGACAGCUUCGAUACACUGGAAUGCUGGAAACAGUUCGAAUUCGCCAAUCAGGAUACAGCUCCAAAUAUUCUUUCCAGGAUUUUGUGAGCCACUUCCAUGUACUUCUUCCCCGAAAUAUUAUUCCAUCCAAAUUUAACAUUCAGGAUUUCUUCAGGAAAAUAAAUCUUAAUCCAGAUAAUUAUCAAGUUGGAAAAACCAUGGUCUUUCUAAAGGAGCAGGAACGACAGCACUUACAAGAUCUGCUUCAUCAAGAGGUGCUCCGCAGAAUCAUAUUGUUGCAGCGAUGGUUCAGGGUCUUGCUGUGUAGGCAGCAUUUCCUCCAUCUGAGACAAGCAUCUGUUAUUAUCCAGAGAUUCUGGAGGAAUUACCUAAAUCGGAAGCAAGUCAGAGAUGCAGCUGUGCAGAGGGAUGCUUUUGUUAUGGCUAGUGCAGCUGCUCUUCUCCAAGCUUCCUGGCGUGCUCACUUAGAGAGGCAGCGGUACUUGGAGCUACGGGCUGCAGCCAUCGUUAUCCAGCAGAAAUGGAGAGAUCACUAUAGGCGCAGGCACAUGGCUGCUAUUUGCAUACAAGCAAGAUGGAAAGCCUACAGGGAACGUAAAAGGUACCAAGAACAAAGGAAAAAAAUUAUCCUUUUGCAAUCAACAUGUAGAGGAUUCAGAGCAAGACAAAGAUUUAAAGCUUUAAAAGAACAAAGGCUAAGAGAAGCAAAACCAGAACUUGGAUUGGUGAAUAUUAAAGGAUAUGGAUCUCUGGAAAUUCAGGGUUCAGACCCUUCAGAAUGGGAGGAUUGUUCUUUUGACAACAGAGUAAAAGCCAUAGAGGAAUGUAAAUCUGUAACAGAGAGUAAUCGAAUUAGCCAUGAAAGUUCGGUGGACUGCUUGAAGGAGUCACCAAACAAGCAGCAGGAGAGAGCCCAAAGCCGGAGUGGUGUGGACUUGCAGGAAGAUGUGCUUGUAAGAGACAGACCCAGAUCCUUGGAGGAUCUCCAUCAGAAAAAAGUAGGCCGGGCUAAAAGAGAAAGUAGGAGAAUGAGAGAACUAGAGCAAGCUAUAUUUAGCUUAGAAUUGCUGAAAGUUCGUUCUCUUGGUGGUGUUUCUCCUUCAGAGGAUCGCAGAUGGUCUACAGAAUUGGUGCCUGAAGGCCUUCAAUCUCCACGGGGUACACCUGAUAGUGAGAGCUCUCAAGGAAGCUUGGAACUUCUGAGCUCUGAGGAAAGCCAAAAGAGCAAACUAGAAUCUGUAAUUUCAGAUGAAGGAGACUUGCUGUUUCCAUCACCUAAGAUAUCCAGCAGUCCAAAAUUUGAUUCACGGGACAAUGCCCUCAGUGCCUCAAAUGAGACUAGCUAUGCAGAGCAUUUGAAGGAUGGAACUAUGAAGGAAAAGGUGGUCUGCAGUUCUGAGUCUAUUACCUGUAAACCACAGCUGAAAGACUCCUUCAUUUCAAAUAGUCUGCCUACUUUUUUUUAUAUCCCCCAACAAGACCCACUGAAAACAAAUCCCCAACUAGACACAAGUAUCCAAAGAAACAAACUAUUGGGAAAUGAAGACACACCAGGGGAAGCUCUUACUUUGGAUAUCAACAGGGAAACUAGAAGGUAUCACUGCUCAGGAGAAGAUCAAAUUGUUCCUCCUUUGAAUAUAGAGUCUUCUAAUCCUAUACUUAAGAAGUUAGAAAAGCUAAACACUGAGAAGGAAGAAAGGCAAAAGCAGUUGCAGCAACAGAAUGAAAAAGAGAUGAUGGAACAGAUUCGCCAGCAAACAGAUAUUUUAGAGAAGGAGCGCAAAGCGUUCAAGACAAUUGAAAAGCCAAGAAUUGGAGAGUGUUUGGUGGCACCAUCUUCCUAUCAGUCAAAGCAGAGAGUAGAGAGGCCAUCCUCUCUCCUCAGCUUAAAUACCUCAAAUAAGGGAGAACUUAACGUACUGGGGUCCCUAUCAGUAAAAGAUGCAGCUCUUGCCCAGAAAGACAGCUCCUCUGCUCGCUUACCCCCAAAGGAUAGACCUGUCACCGUGUUCUUUGAAAGAAAAGGAAGUCCAUGCCAAUCUAGUACUGUUAAGGAAUUAUCCAAGACAGACAGAAUGGGUGCCCAGCUGAAUGUAGCCUGUAAACUCUCUAAUAAUCGCAUUUCAAAAAGAGAACACUUUAGGCCAACUCAGUCUUAUAGCCACAAUUCUGAUGACCUUUCCAGAGAGGGAAAUACUAGGCCCAUUUUCUUCACUCCAAAGGACAAUAUGAAUAUUCCCCUUGUCAGCAAAGAAGCCUUAAACAGUAAAAAUCCUCAACUCCGUAAAGAAGAUGAACCAGCAUGGAAACCUGUGAAGUUAGCUGGGCCAGGCCAAAGAGAGCAGGUUGCCAGACCGGCCCAUAAAAAGAAAGCUCGAAUGGCGCGGACGCGCUCCGAUUUCUUGACUAGAGGUACUUUUGCCGAUGGGGAGGGGGAUACAGAGGAAGAUGAUUACGAUGACAUUAUUGAGCCCCUUCUCUCCCUUGACCAAGCUUCUCAUUGUGAGCUAGGGCCUACACCCAGCCUGGAUCAGGCCUCUCACAGUGACUCCGAAAUGGACAGGAUUGUCUUUAGAGGGACACAUUUUAAACAAAUGGAACAAGAACUGCCGAUUAAAAAUCAGACAUCACAGCGAUUUUCAUCAGUUGAUGAACAAGCAAAGCUUCAUAAGACUAUGUCUCAAGGAGAGAUUACCAAGUUGGCAGUGAGACAGAAGGCUUCAGAUUCAGAUAUAAGACCUCAGAGAGCUAAGAUGAGAUUCUGGGCCAAAGGGAAACAAGGGGAGAAGAAGACGACUAGAGUGAAGCCUACUACCCAGUCAGAGGUUUCGCCAGUCUUCACAGGCGCAGAUGUGAUUCCAGCUCAUCAGUUUCCAGAUGAAUUAGCUCAAUAUCACCCAACACCUCCUUUGAGCCCAGAACUGUCUGGCAGUUGCCGGAAGGAGUUCAAAGAGAACAAAGAACCUUCUCCAAAGGCUAAGCGCAAGCGAAGUGUGAAGAUUAGCAACGUGGCUUUGGAUUCUAUGCAUUGGCAAAAUGACUCUGUCCAGAUCAUAGCAAGUGUCAGUGAUUUAAAAAGCAUGGAUGAAUUUCUUCUGAAAAAGAUGAAUGACCUAGAUAAUGAAGACAGCAAGAAGGAUACACUAGUGGAUGUUGUAUUUAAAAAAGCCCUGAAGGAAUUUCGGCAGAAUAUCUUCAGCUUUUAUUCAUCUGCAUUGGCGAUGGAUGAUGGGAAAAGGAUACGGUAUAAAGACCUCUAUGCACUAUUUGAACAGAUUCUGGAAAAGACAAUGAGGCUGGAGCAGCGGGAUUCACUGGGUGAAUCUCCAGUGAGAGUUUGGGUCAACACUUUUAAAGUGUUUUUAGAUGAAUAUAUGAAUGAAUUCAAGACUUCAGAUUACACAGCUACAAAGGUGCCAAAAACAGAAAGAAAGAAAAGAAGGAAAAAAGAAACGGAUUUGGUGGAAGAACACAAUGGUCACAUCUUUAAAGCCACCCAAUAUAGCAUCCCUACAUACUGUGAAUACUGUUCUUCUUUGAUAUGGAUAAUGGACCGAGCCUCUGUUUGCAAAUUAUGCAAGUAUGCUUGCCAUAAGAAAUGCUGUCUGAAAACCACAGCCAAGUGCUCUAAAAAGUAUGAUCCAGAGCUAUCAUCUCGACAAUUUGGAGUUGAACUGUCCCGUUUGACCAGCGAAGACCGAACUGUUCCUUUAGUGGUGGAAAAGCUCAUAAACUACAUUGAAAUGCAUGGACUGUAUACAGAAGGUAUUUAUCGAAAGUCUGGUUCGACUAAUAAAAUCAAGGAGCUUCGACAGGGUCUAGAUACAGAUGCUGAGAAUGUAAAUCUAGAUGACUAUAACAUACACGUCAUUGCAAGUGUAUUCAAACAAUGGCUUCGAGAUUUGCCCAAUCCUCUCAUGACCUUUGAACUCUAUGAGGAAUUUCUUCGAGCUAUGGGCCUUCAGGAGAGGAAGGAGACAAUCCGUGGUGUAUACUCUGUGAUUGAUCAACUCUCCCGAACUCAUCUCAAUACACUGGAACGCCUCAUCUUUCAUCUAGUCAGGAUUGCUCUACAGGAAGACACUAAUCGAAUGUCUGCUAAUGCUUUGGCCAUUGUGUUUGCGCCCUGCAUUCUCCGCUGCCCUGACACCACUGACCCACUACAAAGUGUACAGGACAUCAGUAAGACUACCACUUGUGUGGAGCUAAUCGUUGUGGAACAAAUGAAUAAAUACAAGGCUCGUCUCAAAGAUAUCAGUAGCUUGGAAUUUGCUGAGAAUAAGGCAAAGACCAGGUUGUCACUGAUUCGUAGAUCAAUGAAACCUGUACUAAUUGCAGUUAGAUUCAUGAACAUUACCCGCAAUUCAGUCUCGGGAAAGGGGCGUAUUCGUCGAGGAAACUAUCCAGGUCCAUCGUCUCCUGUUGUAGUUCGGUUGCCUUCUGUAUCUGAUGUCUCAGAGGAGACCUUGACUAGUGAGGCAGCCAUGGAGACUGACAUCACAGAACAGCAGCAAGCAGCUAUGCAGCAGGAGGAGAGAGUACUGACUGAGCAGAUUGAGAACCUACAGAAGGAGAAGGAGGAGCUGACAUUUGAGAUGCUUGUACUGGAACCCCGUGCCUCUGAUGAUGAAACUCUUGAGUCUGAGGCCUCCAUUGGGACUGCUGAUAGCUCAGAAAAUUUGAAUAUGGAGUCUGAAUGUGCUAUCUCUGAGAAGUCAGAGAGAAGCUUAGCCCUUAGCUCCCUGAAGACAGCUGGCAAGUCUGAACCUUCCAGCAAGUUGCGAAAGCAGCUUAAAAAGCAGCAAGACUCUUUAGAUGUAGUGGACUCUUCAGUCUCCUCUUUAUGUCUGUCUAACACGGCAUCGUCUCAUGGGACCAGAAAACUAUUUCAGAUUUAUUCCAAAUCUCCAUUCUACCGAGCUGCCUCAGCUAAUGAGGCCCUGGGAAUGGAAGGACCAUUGGGCCAGACCAAAUCCCUGGAAGACAGGCCUCAGUUCAUCAGCAGAGGAACCUUCAACCCAGAAAAGGGCAAACAAAAAUUAAAGAAUGUGAAAAACUCACCUCAGAAAACCAAAGAGACCCCAGAGGGAACAGUCAUGUCUGGCCGCAGAAAAACUGUGGACCCAGACUGCACCUCCAACCAACAGCUAGCACUCUUUGGAAAUAAUGAAUUUAUGGUCUGAACCGGCAGAUGUGUGUCCCUCCGUGGCUACAGAGUGGUAAACACAUCUCACCUUUGGGGCUGCGUUUCAUCACCUCGUCCACAAUAGUCCAUCCUAAUUGUGGUCCUGCCUCUUUUCUAAGCAUAUGGCUAAGACUGUAUGUGCUGAAUUCCUGGGCCUCCUGCAGAAGCAGAAAGCCUGCUGGGAAUGGUGCCAGCUGUGCCUUGGCUGCUGUAUUUGAAUUGAGAUUUUACUAAACAAAGCCACCUAGGGCCUGGGGAUUUGGGUCAGUUAUAGUUGCCUCUCCCCCACCCUCUUUUCCCUUCCCAAAGGUGGGUGUUGAACUAGGGGGGAUAUUGCUGACCUGAGGGACCCUCUCAUUUCUGACAUUUGAAGAAAACGUAUAAGUCUUUCUUAACUAUGAAAGCAAAAGCCUUUGGGUUUAUUUUGGGAUAGUUAGGAGCUGGGGUAGAAUAUAAUUUUUUUCCAAAAACUUAUAAACAAAAAGCGUAAUCCCUCUAUUUUAAGAUUUCUGAAAAAACACUCCAUGUUAUAUUCUGGGGAAAGCAAAAAAAGUGAUUGUUUCCAUUAAGCCAUCAGAGCGUGUCUCAGAUAUCUUGUUAUAUGGUGAAGAAGAGAAUACCUAUUUUGUUUUUGAUGAUGUUUGAUGUCAUAAUAAUCAGUGCUGGUUUGACUCCUGUUUAGUUCCUGCCAAAUACAUUGCAUGGGCUGAAGUGUCAGUAGCCAUACUGUUCUCAUAUUUCCUGGUCCUAGGAUCAGAUUCUUAUACUUUCAUUUUUAGUUUCCCAGAGACAUGGUAAUCCCUAAACUUAUGAAGAUUCCAUCCUAAGCCAUUCAGGCUUUUCUCUUUGUAUAGAUUAAACCGAAAACCACAUAUGAGCCUGUUCAUCUGCUGGUGGAUUCCCACCACAGACUCAAAUAAUGUGACCGUUUAGUUAGUUCUCCAAAAACAUUCACAUACAAUAUUGCAUGAAUAAGUGUUACAGAAAGCUGCCAAAAAAUAAAAAGGUUUUUAAUAUGUCCUAUCUAACUUUUAUCUUCCUUUUCUCAGACCAUCAGUAUUAAAUAGAUGGAAAAAAAUCAAGGACUACUUGAAGCUAUUUUUGUUAAUAUUCUGGUUACUGAAGUUUAUUGUAAAUAUGUAUGUAUAGUAGGCAUAUUUCUUUUUAACCUUGUGCUUCCCUCCUUCCCAUGGAAUUUCUUCCCACAGAUUAGGGGCCACUGGACAAGGGGAUGAGAGCCAUUCAUCCCUGGGUUGAGGGAAUAGUAAGACAUCAUUUUCACCACUGGGUGGUCUUCAUACACAUGAGUUAUAAUAACAUUUUAAGUAUCUUAGCAUUUGUGGGAAUAGAAAUCUGUUUUUGCUAUUUAUAAUAUAUGAAAAAUGAAACAUGAUAGCCUUUCUCGAGAUAAGUAUGUGAAAUGUUUAUUUUUAAAGUUACUAAAUGCAUCUUGUCUUGCUACUACAUGCACUGCUCUGAAAAAGAGCCUUUACCAUCUAUAACCUGUAUUUUGGUUAUUCUUCCUUUUCAUACUUCUUUGAAGUUGUGGAAAUAUUAAGUCUUUUGUUAAGGCAGAGUCUCUCCUGUUACACAACACUGAACCUCAUGCCACUGCCUCAGUGGUUAUUGGCCAGCCCCAGAGGUUAGACUUGGAGCAUAAUUCUGAGUGGCAGCUAAAGGUAGCAGGAGUUUUACCUCUCCCUGCUUUGGGUUCAGAAUUGAGCCAGAGAAAGGAAGCUUUUAAAAUCUCCAGAAUAAUGAUGGUUAAUGAGCAAAUGUUAUGCUUUAUAUCCCACAGACAUCUGCCACCUUGUUUGUCUUGUCCUGAGGAGUAAUAAAUGUUAAGCUUUUAAAAAUCUGAAUUUCAGAGAAUCUCCUAGAGGACAGAGGAAAACCCCUCAGCAUGGUGUGUCAUAGUGGGAUUGCUGGUUCCUUAGCCCCAUGCCAGGUUGCACAGUCUGUGUUUCAGUGUUCUUGGGGGAGUAGUGUGCUGCUGGGCAUUAAUUGUUACUCUGCACUUACUCCAGAAUGUUGGUUAAAUCCUGUAUUUAAAAAAAAAAAAAGAUUGCCCUUAUCAGAUAAUUUCCUGUGGCCCAGAGGAAUGGCCAGGAGAAGACAUGUUGGCACAUGUUCUUCCUUCUAAAUCUUUGUGGGAUUUUUUUGGUAAAAUAAGUUUUUUGGCAGUUAAAAAAUGACUGAUGUAGGUCACUUUAUAGGAACUAGCUGAUGGAUGUUAAGAGACUUUAUAAUUUUUCUCAGGGACCUGAAACUCCAAUUUGGGUAAAAUUCAAUUAAAAAAAAAAGAAAGAAAAAACUUGUUUUUUUCAGUUGCUAGAUUUAUGUGGAUUUCUAGUCAUUUAGUCUGCCAGGAUUGGGGUGGGUGGGUGAGGAGGAGAGAUCCACCAAAUUGUAAGAGUGGAGAGCAGUGUGGGGCCCUCCCUUUGAGGGAAAGCCGUUGUUUACAUAGGGUAAUAGGCCUUGUUGGCCUGAUCAAGAGAUGAAGCCAUAACUCCUAAAAACCUUCAGAACCAAAUGCUGUGUCUGCAUCCAUCUGUUCUCACUGGCCCUCUGCAUGGUAAAGUUAUGUCACCACAAAGUGAUGCCGCGUUACAGUCACUUAUGAAACUUAGCCCUUCGUAUGCAUCACACUUGUGGUUCUGUAGUGCUUCUCCUUUGCUUGUUUGCUUUGAUCUGCAUGGCAGCAGUGGGGCAGCUCCACAUUUGGAGCCCAUACUCCAAAAUGCAGAGCACUCUACUUCUAGCACACAUUCCCAGCCCCAAACAAAACCUGAAUUUUCAACUCUGCCCAUUAAAGUGAAUGUAUCCCUGUAAUUUAGUAUGUAUUUAUUAUGGAAAAUGCAACAAAAGCAGAGAAGUGUGAUUUCAUUUUGUAUCACAAAUUGAAGCAAAUUAACAGCAAAUCCAGCAGGAUUCAGGGAGGCUUAGUUUACAACGUAUUUUGUACCUCCUGCCAUUUAAAUUAUUUUGCCACUCUGGGCUUCUGAAAACACAAAGGGAGAUACAGCCCUCCAACUAUGAGCCUUGCAGAGAGAGACAAAAGGGCCAGAGGUCCUGGGAUGGAAUACUAGAGCCCCCAUCUUCUCUUUGGAAACCUGCCAGAGCACUUAUCCUGCUGGAAUAUUAAUGCAGACUCCGUUCUGUGUUUCAUAACGGUAGAGUUGUUUUCACCAUCAAAAACAGAGGGUCACAAAAACAGAGGGUCAGAAGUGUGCUGAAAAGAUGUGGUCCAGCAGGGUUCUAUAGUCCCACCUCAGUGCCUGUGGUCUGUGUUUUUAACUGUAACAAGCACUUUGGUAAACUAGAAAGAAGAAAGGAUUCUCAGGAUGUGUUCAAAGCUAAGAGAGUUUUCAUUUUAAAAAGAAACAUACUCUAUGGCUUUCCUCAUCCUCCUCUCUUUUUUCUUCUUGGUGGGAAGCUGGAUGCGGGACAUGCAUCAUUCUGUAUGGACAAAUGUGUUACGUCCACCCAUACUCUUGUGACAGCUCCCCAGCACUGUCCCCCAAUACCAUGCUGGACUUGGUAGUAAAACUCCGUGGUAUCUGUGGGAGUCCUCUUUUUCUGUGCCCUAGACUACUUUUAACAAACACUUUUCUCUGGAAUGACUCCCACAUUUAAUUGGGUAUUGAAAGGGUAACAGCAAAAUGAUGAUUGUGGAGAUGGAUCUGUUAGGUCUCAUAUUGGUCCCCUGGUUGAAACUUUUUUCAAAAAAGCCCCCACAAUGAGCCUGUCACCUUGCUAGUCAUCCAUUCUUAAUGCCUAUUUAUCAGCCCUCUGAGGUCAUAUAAAAGUUGCACCUUUUGAACCACAAGUAUUUGUAUUUACUAUGGGAAAGGUGUGGACUACAGAUUAGUAUUAUAUUUAAUGGAUUUUAAGUAAUUUAUAAGUAUGCUGAGUGUAAAUUUUUAAAGAACUGUAUUAUAAAAGGACAUAUCCUGUGAAAUAUAACAUUUUACUGUUUAAUAGAAUAAUUCUAUAAGAAGAAUGAUUUGUCUCACCCACGAACUGAUUACAUUCCGGAUGCAAUCAACAGGCACUUUGUAAUUUCCUUUCUGUUUUUUUUCUUUGCGGGGGGUUGAGGGGUAACAAGACAUCAUCUGUAUAAAGUGCAGUUUGUGUCACUCAAAAUAUGCACUGUAUGGCUACACAAAAGCAGCUUGAUGAACAAAUCACCCUAUGGCUCAUUAAAGAACAAAGCUUCCAGAAGCA
Molecule: messenger RNA, 12698 nt
Organism: Cercocebus atys (sooty mangabey)
Lineage: Eukaryota; Metazoa; Chordata; Mammalia; Primates; Cercopithecidae
Gene: MYO9A
Product: myosin IXA
Exons: 45
Coding region: 487-8469 (2660 amino acids)
Biological process (GO): positive regulation of GTPase activity; intracellular signal transduction
Cellular component (GO): myosin complex
Molecular function (GO): ATP binding; protein binding; microfilament motor activity
Source: RefSeq, a predicted model, not a curated record